Molecule: messenger RNA, 294 nt
Organism: Leptosia nina
Lineage: Eukaryota; Metazoa; Arthropoda; Insecta; Lepidoptera; Pieridae
Source: the annotation of a GenBank genome assembly
AUGUUGCUCGUGAAAAAGAAAGCCAAUCAAAAGUUGAAUGCACGGAUGACCGAGUCAGUGUGUUAUGUUAUUACGUCCCAGCUGUUCAGUCAUCGGUGUGCGCCGGCGCAUCUAAGGUCUAGUUCGUGCGGCUUCGGAGACGCUCGGCCGUAUUCGGCGAGGAGAGGGAGAGCCCAGAGACAAGUGGGGCGCGAGCGUCGACCGGGGGCAGCGUGCGGCCUUGACUCUUGCGUCGCCCCCGCCCCGCGCGGCAGCCCGCUCCUAGCAGCGCUCGCCUUGCCACAUUAUUUAUGA